This is a messenger RNA of Octopus bimaculoides (California two-spot octopus), 3523 nucleotides long. RefSeq names its product serine/threonine-protein kinase Pink1, mitochondrial. Gene Ontology annotation, molecular function: protein serine/threonine kinase activity; ATP binding. The record is from RefSeq and is a predicted model, not a curated record. Gene Ontology annotation, cellular component: mitochondrion. Lineage: Eukaryota; Metazoa; Mollusca; Cephalopoda; Octopoda; Octopodidae. Gene Ontology annotation, biological process: autophagy of mitochondrion; regulation of apoptotic process; positive regulation of mitochondrial fission.
UAUAUUGCGUAAAAUAGUGACCUUAUUUUGUAGACUAGCAGAGGUCACCUAAAGUUAUGCACUUUACUUGAUAAGAGCUGGUCUGUAUUUCCAGUGUGCUUCCACCUCAUUAGGAGACCAAACUCUCUUUGUAUAUUCUGUUGAAGAGAUUAGGGUGGAAAAAUGGCUUUUCGGGGCCUCUUCAGACAUGUCUUAAAUCUGAGAAAUACUCUUCUUCAUCAGAAAUGCAGUUCAGUGUGGAGGUUUGGUAACUUCACACGAUUAAUACACCACAGACCCCUUGUGGUUUCCAUCGCCUCUCAAAGCAGAACUGCUUUAACUCGAUGGACACGUCGUUACUGUACCAAAAACAUUGUGGCUGAUCUGAGGCGUAGGGCAGCUCUGAGAUUUUUGGGCCCAAAUUUGGCCUCAAGAUUUUCAAAUGCACCUCGAUUUUCUCGUCCUGGUUACCUUCCUACAUUGGCUCUUGUAGGCUUCUCUUUUCUUAACAGACAUCCUUAUAACAACAGUCCCCAGCAAUUGGGCGAAAUUAUCUCGGACUUACAGACAUCGUAUGAGAAAGAAUCCUCUAAACCAGAUCCAUUGAAAGGAGUGAAUGUUCCAAAGAGCUAUUCAAACAUUGAAUUCUUGAAGUACAUUGCUAAAGGGUGUAAUGGAGCUGUAUUUUCUGCUAAAUGUCGUACAGAAGACAACGAAAGUGAUAUUUCCAACUUGAGUGAGUCUCGUUUGGAUGAGAACCAAAACCAAGAUGGUGCUUGUAGCCAAAACAGUCAGGAAAAUGAGGAACUUGUCAUCAAAUGCCUGUUUAAUUACUAUGUGGAAAGUAAUUAUAAUGAACUGAUAAAAAAGUUUUGGAAUGAAGCUAUUCCAAGUCUUCGUAUCAGUGGACAAGAUGAUAUAUCUGAUAGUGAUCUUGUGAAAAGCAGACUACCUCCACAUCCCAACAUUGUGACCAUAUACAAUGUAUUCCAUGGGAGUCUUCCUGACUUACCUGAAUCUGUUGAGAACUUUAAAUCUGCUUUGCCACAGAAUCUGUAUCCUGAGAGUUUCGGUCGAAGUAUGACAUUAUGUCUGAUAAUGAAAAGAUAUGAGAUGACAUUGAGUGAUUAUCUUCAAACCAAGAAUCCUUCUAUGCGAGUCAGAGUGAUGUUGUUUACGCAACUCUUGGAAGGUAUUCGACACAUGAUUAAACACCAAGUGGCACACCGUGAUCUCAAACCAAAUAAUAUUCUUUUGGAAGAUGUUCCAUCGGAUGAUUCUUCUGAUGCUUGUCCUCAUCUUGUUAUCUCGGAUUUUGGUUGUUGUUUUGCUGGAAAAUCUUCUGGAAUGAUGGUACCAUACGAUUGUGCAAAGGAUGGGAAUGCUGCGUUCCAGGCUCCAGAGGUAUCUCAUGCGAAAUCUCAUGAACUGAUUGAUUGUUCUAAAGUUGAUCUUUGGGCAGCCGGAAUCUUGGCAUUUGAAAUCUUUGGCAUUAAGGAUUUGUUUGAUGUGAGAACAAAAGAAAGGAAAGAAUUUCCUGAUUUCAUCCCACCUGUGAUACAAAGAGUGAUUGAUGGCCUGAUGAUCAAAGACCCUGCUCAGCGUCUUGAUGCCAUCACCGCCUGCAAUAUAUUAAACAUCUAUCUUUGGAACUCGUCCUGUGAUAUGAAGCAGCAGCCGAAAUCUUUUUUACAACAAUUGGCAAAAAGUGAUGAACCAAAGAGUUCUCCAGUUAUCACCUUAAAGGAAAACUUUGUGAAACAUCUCAACAUCAAACUCUUAUUUGAUGCGAUAUCUUUUGCUUAUCCCAACUUCAUGUAUCCUGUAGAUCUGAGGGAAGUUGCACAACAGUUUCCAAAUUAUAACAGAGAAACACUUAUUGUGUCAGAUUAAUUUGGGAUCAGCUUGUGUGUGACAAUUGUACAAAGAAUUAAAUGAAUAUAGAAAAGAAAGCAAACAACAACAAAAAAAAAGAGUAUUUUGAUGAGUUAAAUUUUCUUCAUAAUGUAUGAAAAUUUAAUUAGAAAAUUCCAGUGGAUAUAAAAUGAACAGGUUACCUUUGUUUUUUUUGUUUUUUUAAAAUAUUUUUGGUGUUUAUAUGAAGCAUAAUGAACAAGAAAAUAGGGUACCAAGGAAUCAAACAACUACUUCAUGAAUUUAUAUAUCUAUUCUAAAUGUUUCAUUGUGUCCAUGAGAAAGAUCUCUAAUUCUUCAUACUUUUAGUUGAUUUUCAGUUUGAAAAUAAGUGCCAGAUUUUUCGAGUAAAGUUGCCGGUGAGAGAUGAGCAUCUUAUCAAGAAAGGAAGCUUUGUCUCUUUGCUUCUGUUUAAUGCUACAUAAAACUUUUUUUUUAAUGUUAAAAGCCAGAAUGAUGACUCAAUAUUCUCCCAGGUGCUGUUCAUAUUCUUCCUCCUUUGGCAAUUCAUCUGAUGUCAAAAGGUCAAGUCAGUGGCUUGACCUUUUAGAGUUAACAAUCAAUAAGGUAGUCAAUACUUGAUCUAUAGAUGAGACCAGUGAUCCCAGUUCCUUUCUCCCUGCAUCCACACAAAUUGAAUUCAGUUCUGCAUAAACAAAAAGUCUUCAUGAUUUUCCAAUGCCGUUACUGCUUCCAACAGUGGAUUAUUUGUCUUUUUCGUACGGCCUUACAAUGAGGUCAACUAAAGAUGAUUGAGAAUUAUCUUAUUCGUGGACACAGUGCAGCACCAAUAGCAAUAUAUAAUAUCUUGAUACUGUAGUUCUUUUUCUGUUAUCUUAUUGUCUUGGCCAUGGUGUGUAGAUGUAUAUAUAUAAUUUGCAUGCUAUUCAAAACAUUAAUCAAAAAUUAUUAUGAAUAAAAAAAUAAAACAUUUUAAAAUUUUAUACAUAGAUAUAUAUAUAUAUAUAAACAAUAUAUGAGUAUAUGCAUAUAUAUGUACAUGUAUGUACAUACCUUCAUCUACAUGUACAUAUAGAUACAUAUCUGGGUACAUGACGUUGCAAAAGAACAUGGACAAAAUGAUAAACAAGGUACAACAAACAAGCAGGCCACAUAGAGAACAUAAUACAGUAUGUAAAAUGAAGCUUAUGAACGAGAUCUGGUCCUCCAACUCAUCUUGUUGAAUCCAUGCUAGCAGCAUGGGAAGUGGAUGGGAAAAAUUGCUGAUUAUUCACCAAGAACCUUGUCGCUUGUCUGUCAUUAGAUAUAGUCCAGUCUGCAACAGGUAUGGCCACCAGCAUUGAGAGUGACUAAAAUAUUAAAGUUACACUUAUAACACCACCAGGUAUUUAAAUAAAUGGUUACAGGCAGGUUACUCUUAAUGAAAUUAUAAAUUUAUUUGCUUAUGAUUAUCUAAUAAAAAGUUUAAUUCUCAAUAAAUAUUUUUAAAACCUUGAUGUAACAGAAAACUCAUCUAGGUUUGCUGUUUAAUUCUGUUGUGAUAAAAUUACCUCUGUUAAAUAUAGGACCUGUAUCCAAUCCUUGUCAAAUAAAUGAUGCAUAUCAAAUAAAUACAUAUCAAAAAAAUAAUAAAAAAAGAAAUAAAAAUCAUUGAUUAUUUUUUAUGAAA